UAAAACAACAGAAAACAAUUCCCGUUGAAGGUAGAGGUUAUUUCAGCAACUGGACAAAUACGUGCUGUCUUUUAUACGAAAGCCUCUUUCAUUUUUGAAUCAUGAGUGCAGGUGUGACUGUUGAACGUUUGGGUGAUAGGAAUAAUUAUCCUCAAACAGAGAAGACCUCGGUUGAAGUUAGUCCCUGCGAGAGUAACUCCCAAAUCCAGCAGCCAAGGCAAACGAUAUCAUCACCAACAGAUCCGAGUUGGGAACUCAGGACUCCAACUUCCCUCACACAAGAGCAGCAACAGGCUGCCUCAGCGCCCUGGCUUCCCGGUCAACUAUCAGACGACGGAAAGGAGCUCAAAUUCCUGACCGAAAACGACACAAACUUCAUGUUACGUUGGGCGGAGGAACUUCUCUCUAAUACAACGGAAAAGAAGUCAGAUUUAGAUCUGCUGACGACAGCUAACAAUGGCACAUUGGGAGAGGCUAAGGAAGGGGUUCAUCAACAUGGUUGUUUGCCAGUUUACAGACCAACCCAAAGUGCGGCACAGUGUCAAGAAACCCCCACAAACAGCCAACAACUGGGCGAUGCGUGUCAGAGCAAAACGCUCAACAAGCAGACUUUCCCGCCAUCACAGAAGUGCGCUUCUCUCGUCUGCGCGACUGCCCCGGAUGUGCAGUGGUACAAGUGUUGUACAGGUUCAUCUUCAAACGAUAUAGUUGCACAGUACGCAUCCGGUGCAACAAUGAAUGUCUUACAACUUGACGGGAUCUUGCUAACCCUUGACGACCCACAGACAGUGCAAGUCCUCGCCAAUCAGAACGUGGGUGAUGCAAGUGUAACAACACCCGCUAGGCGUCUCUCAUGCCGCCGUCAGCUAUGGCCAGAGGAGCAACAGAAAAUGCACGACAUUACAGAAGGGGCUCCGUGGUACUUCAACUUCCCACAGAAAAUUCGAGGUGGUUCGUCGAAAAGACCAGUUGAAUGUACAACUGACAGGGGUGAGGCCGACACCCAUACGCCACACGAGAGGAACCAGCAAACGUCACCCAGGGCCAACAAGGCCAAGCGGCGUCAUCUCGAUUGUGUCAACAGAACAUGCAAGGGCUCGGGACUACAGGCCUGAACUAGUACAAACCGGGUUUUAACAGUGUCUUGUGACAUGCUUGAAAUACAUUUUUUGUUUACGAAACUUAGCCACCGCGUUUUGUUGUUGUCUCUUCAGUAUUGUAGUACGAACUAGUACCAACCGGGUAUUAGCAGUGUCUUGCGACAUACUGUAAAUGCAUUGAAGUUCGCGAGACUCAAAACCACCGCGAUUUUUUAUUGUCUCUUCAGUAUUGUAGUACGAACUAGUACCAACCGGGUAUUAGCAGUGUCUUGCGACAUACUGUAAAUGCAUUGAAGCCCGCGAGACUCAAAACCACCGCGUUUUGUUGUUGUCUCUUCAGUAUUGUAGUACGAACUAGUGUCAAUCGGGACUAAAAACUAAUGUUUCCAUUGCUGUAGCGAUAUGUGGCUAUAACGCUAACGUAAGCUCAAAACUACCGCAAACACUACGUUUAUACUUCCACAUUCACCGCACUUAGAUGCAUCUAUAGUAUAUACGUAUAUUCUUUGACGUUGAAAAAAUUAUGAAUCUUUGAAAGUAACAUGUCCGAAUAUGCAUGGGCAAAAACUGUAUCCAUCGUUUUUAAGUAUCUGU
Branchiostoma floridae (Florida lancelet) is the source of this 1694-nucleotide messenger RNA. RefSeq lists its product as uncharacterized. The coding region runs from base 102 to 1115 and encodes 337 amino acids. The record is from RefSeq and is a predicted model, not a curated record. NCBI's taxonomy places the organism in Eukaryota, Metazoa, Chordata, Leptocardii, Amphioxiformes, Branchiostomatidae. The transcript is spliced from 2 exons.